AAAAACUGCCUUGAACGUCAACCAUACUGAUCAUCCUUCUUGCCAUGCUUUUCAUUUAAUUGUGAUCACUUUCAUAAAAAAACAUGUCUUGAAUAUUUUAUUGUUUGCUUCUGUCCCAUACAACAAAUAUAACUGACAAAUCACUGUUAUUUUUUGGCCAUAAUUUUUUAUUGUUUCCCAAUAAUACAUUUGUUCAGUCUGAAACUACAUUUUAUGGGCAAUGCUCAUUGGAUUAUCAGCAUGUCUCGGUGCAUCACUUCUACUUGGAACUCUAUUUGUUCCAAUCAAAACGGAUAUUUGACAAGUUUCAUGAUUUACGCCUAUAUGGAAUUUCCUGGAAUAUAUGGUUUGGCAAUGGUUGGUGGAGCUAUUUGGUCGACAACCAACUGCUUUGCAGUCCAAAUCAUGUCUCAUGUGGGAAUGGCAAUGUUCAUGCUUUUUGCGUCUUCAAUAUCUUGUCUGACAGGCUGGGCAAUAUCUAGAUUCGGUCUAUUUGGUGUACCUUCCGCCGUUCCAAUGAGCAUUUUACUCAAUUAUAAUGGGAUUAUUUUACUAAUAGUUGGGUCUUCAAUCUAUCCAUUUAUCAAGGUCAAUGUGGUUGGGUCGGUUGCUUCUGAUACUGUACUACCUAUGGAAAAACUGCACCAGCAUACUCAAAAUACGGAAGACAACGUUACCAUUAGUUACUGGAAAAAAGUGAUUGCAUGGAUUGGAACAGUGAUUGUUGGAUUAUCAUUGGGAGUAAUGACAACUCCAGUCACUUUACUCAUGACCCGUCACGACAUCUACCCAAAAUCAUCUGAAAUUACGUCACCCGUCUCGUUUCACUUUUCAUUUUUCACAGGAGUAAUGAUUGUUUCAGUAAUAAUCUUCAUUGCUUAUUGUUUUGUGCGCAAGGGAAAACCCUCAAUUCCUCCAAAAAUAGUGAUUCCUUCAAUGCUCAGUGGUGUAUUCUUUUCUGGAGCAAUGGCUUGUUUCUUCAUUGCCAAUGAACAGCUAUCACCAACAAUUUCUUAUCCAAUCUGUAUGAUGGCACCUGGAUGGAUAACUUCAGCAUGGAGCGUUUUCUAUUUCAGAGAAAUUUCUGGUCGCCGCAAUCUACUUCUCCUCGGUACUGCAUACGGCUUCACACUUUUCGGAGUUCUUGUUAUAACAGCGUCUCGAGUAGUCCAAUUAUGAGGACAAGCUUUUAUAUAAUAAAGAGAAACUUAUUUA
Messenger RNA from Caenorhabditis elegans, 1215 nucleotides. RefSeq names its product Transmembrane protein 144 (gene W06A7.4). Bases 241 to 1179 code for a protein of 312 amino acids. NCBI's taxonomy places the organism in Eukaryota, Metazoa, Nematoda, Chromadorea, Rhabditida, Rhabditidae. The record is from RefSeq and is marked reviewed. The transcript is spliced from 7 exons. Gene Ontology annotation, cellular component: membrane. Gene Ontology annotation, molecular function: carbohydrate transmembrane transporter activity. Gene Ontology annotation, biological process: carbohydrate transmembrane transport.